AUGCCCCACCUGCCGUUGUCGCCGCUGGAUUUCAGCAUUCUUGCUCUCGUCUGUGCACCCACGCCCUUGCCAGUCGCGCCCACUCUUCUGCUGCAAACUGCGUGUAUGGUGUGCUACACGGUGCAGCGUGGUGGUGGGGUAUACGAGGUGGUGGUGACGCUGCCGUGGACCAACGCCUUCCUGCUGCGCCAGGCCGUCAACCCCAAACUCGCCUCCGGCUUCUUCAGGUCCAAGGUCGUGGCUCAACGCAACAUCACCGUUGCUGCCGCCACCGCCCUCCAUGCCUUGGAGAACGGCACGGAUUCUACUCAAAUGAGCAAGGAGCAGAGCCUGCCGCGGUGCACAUUCAGCCUGCUGCGGGAGUCGCGGCAUGCGGGCUUCUGGCGGGGAGACACGUGGCACCCCACGGCCUGCCGCCUGCCUGCCCCCAUCACACCCGCACGCAUUGGACGUUGCCUGCACGGCAAGAGCGUCCUCAUUCUAGGGGACUCGGAGAUGCGCUACCUGUUUGGCAACCUGCAGAUGUUUCUGCACUACCGCACACGCUGCCGCUACCUCAAGCGCUACCGCCGCCAGCCCAGGGAGGUGCACCGAGUGCGGGUGAGGAACGUGGUGUUCAAGGAGGGCCCGCCUCUGGACCCCAGUAGUGGCAUGGCCUUCGCUGUCAACUACACCACCUACUGCGGUCACACCACCUACUGGGGAAAUUUCUGGAGCGGCUUCGCCCUGCAGCAGGUGCUCGUGCAUCCAGUGCGGCGCCGCGGCCGUGCGUUCACCUUCAACUUCACGUAUGCCACGCACCUGGACUCAGACGCCCCUGUCUUUGACGACUGGCGCUCCGCCAGCAAUCUCACAGGCGGCCCCAUCGCCACUCACUUUGCGCCAUUCGACGUGGUGGCAGCGUCCUUUGGCCUGCAUGACAUCACGCGCAAGAGCAAUGCAUCGGAGAUGGCAGAGGCCUUCAAGUCGGUGUUUCUGCCUUCACUCCAGUCGUUGGUUCGCGAUCCGGACGGGGUCACCUUCUUUGGCAUCUGGGCAGCGCAAGAGAAGAGAAAGCCGCAAAGAUAUCUCCAUAAGAGCAACAACGUCAGAGGGUUCACGUUCGAUGACAGUCUAGCCAGGGUGUCUUAUGAGACAAAGUUUGGGCAUUUCGUGGACCUUCAAGCGUUAACCCUUCCUAGAGGUGACAGGUGCACUGACAGCACCCAUUACUCUUGGCCUGUCACACUGGCCAUGCUUGAUGUCUGGCUUUCUGCUCUUUGUGAGGAUGUUGUUGACAGUGACACACCAGAAUCAGAACAUCCUUGCUGA
Molecule: messenger RNA, 1311 nt
Organism: Closterium sp. Yama58-4
Lineage: Eukaryota; Viridiplantae; Streptophyta; Zygnematophyceae; Desmidiales; Closteriaceae
Source: the annotation of a GenBank genome assembly